Cylicocyclus nassatus is the source of this 311-nucleotide messenger RNA. The record is from the annotation of a GenBank genome assembly. NCBI's taxonomy places the organism in Eukaryota, Metazoa, Nematoda, Chromadorea, Rhabditida, Strongylidae.
UGUACAGCAAGAUUAUGGUUGUUUUAAAUUGUGCGAUCGAUGCUUCCGAUGAUAUUCGCAACAUAACCCUCGCUGUUACGGCAGUCAUUUGCAUGGCGAUCAUUUGGCUAGAGCUGAUCAUGCCGCUUUUCAACCUAAGCCGUGAUGUUUACAAGGGAGAGUUAAAAGUCAGCAACUUCACCAUAGGUUCCAUUCGUCGAGCGUUAAGUCGCAGACGCAGACGCAAAAGGAAAUGAGACUUCUAUCGAAUGAUCAUUUUUGAUUAAAUAAUAUUAUUUGAUGAAGCAAAAUAUCACAAAUAAACGUAGGAC